AUGGAUUCACCCCUUGGACCUAUAAUGACCGAUAUGUUUAUGUCUAAUAUUGAAUUAAAAUUAAAUCAAUUUUUAACAAAUAAGUCAUCAUUACGAUUUGAGAUCGAUAUUGUAUUUCGUAAACCAUCAACAUUAAAAUGUUUAUUUCUACCAUUACAAUUGAUAUAUCGAAUAUCAUGUAAAGAUUAUGAUAAACAUUAUUAUGAUGAAACCAGAAGAGAAAAAUCUAUUCGUAUGGAUGAACAUCAAGCAGAUAUUCGUAAUUGGAAACAAAAGUCAUUAGUUGCUCAACAUGUCAAUCAAGAUAACUACACAUUUGGUUUCAACAAUGUUAAAUAUUAA
This is a messenger RNA of Didymodactylos carnosus, 342 nucleotides long. The record is from the annotation of a GenBank genome assembly. Lineage: Eukaryota; Metazoa; Rotifera; Eurotatoria; Philodinida; Philodinidae.